AUUAUAUCGAUAGCGAUAAGAUGAAAUCGAUAAGGAACGCGUAUAAAAUUCGCAAUUCGAAAAAGUAAUACAGUCACGACCACUGUCAGUGUAUAGUGUUGUGUCUGAAAAUGCCUGAAUACAUAAGAAUCGAUAGCGAUUCUGCAAGUUCAUCAUGGGGUUCCCUCACAGGUUUGGAGAAGAAACUUAUACUCCUUAGCGUAAUACUCGGUAUUCUUCUGAUGGUUUUCAUGAUAUUAUUGGCACUUAGUGGAAAACAAUGCGAUACUCCUCCAUCGAACUCAACUACUAUUUCUCCACCAACUGGUUCUACCACUACUGUUCCUCCACCUACUGGUUCUACCUCUCAAUCAACAACUACGACAACGAAAGCCAGUUCUGUUCCAACAUCUGAACCACCUACAACAGAGGCCACAACAGAGGCCCCUACAACAGAGGCCCCUACAACAGAGGGCCCUACACCUACAACUGGGACUUCACCUGAUGAUUCACCCUCAACAAGUCAUAAAGCAAAGGUUGACGACGAACUGAAUAGCUGGUUUUAAUGAAUUUGACAAGAUAUUUUCGACCCAUUUUGAAUAAAAUGGAUUAUUAUUA
Molecule: messenger RNA, 597 nt
Organism: Coccinella septempunctata (seven-spotted ladybird)
Lineage: Eukaryota; Metazoa; Arthropoda; Insecta; Coleoptera; Coccinellidae
Product: classical arabinogalactan protein 7-like
Exons: 5
Coding region: 111-545 (144 amino acids)
Source: RefSeq, a predicted model, not a curated record